Messenger RNA from Ascochyta rabiei, 414 nucleotides. RefSeq lists its product as uncharacterized. The transcript has 2 exons. NCBI's taxonomy places the organism in Eukaryota, Fungi, Ascomycota, Dothideomycetes, Pleosporales, Didymellaceae. Bases 1 to 414 code for a protein of 137 amino acids. The record is from RefSeq and is a predicted model, not a curated record.
AUGUUUGAAGGCCGUCGUGUCGCUGACCGCUACCACUUGCGCCUUCACCGCGCACGCUCCGUCAUUCUCACCCCGGCCGAGAUGGUAGAGAUUCGCGCAGCGCAGCGAACCUUUGAAGGAGCUUACAUUCGUACUGCCAUUGGACAGUUCUCGUUUGCACUCAUCGUGCUCAAGAUCUUCACGGCCGAGUUCUACUCGAUCGGUGCGCUGUUCGCUGUGUAUGGAGCAGGCAUUCUGUUCAUCAGCUUGUUCAGACGACAGCAAGGCAACAGACAGUUCUUCUCUGAGCUGGGCGAGGAUGGGCUCCAUAGGAAGAAAUUCAGAACGAGUGGGAAUGUGGUGAGCGUGUUGACGGCGUUGAGUAUGUCGGCGUACAUCUGCUUGCUGGUGCUCACGCUGCGACUCGAGACUUGA